Messenger RNA from Tilletiaria anomala UBC 951, 3375 nucleotides. RefSeq lists its product as uncharacterized. NCBI's taxonomy places the organism in Eukaryota, Fungi, Basidiomycota, Exobasidiomycetes, Georgefischeriales, Tilletiariaceae. Gene Ontology annotation, molecular function: DNA-binding transcription factor activity. Bases 121 to 3285 code for a protein of 1054 amino acids. Gene Ontology annotation, biological process: regulation of DNA-templated transcription. The transcript is spliced from 3 exons. The record is from RefSeq and is a predicted model, not a curated record.
CAAAACGGUAACGAAGGAGGCAGCACGAGCAAAGGUACAACCAUUAGUGGUACUGCUGCCGGGUCAUCCUCAAGCACCGUGGGCCCCAGCGCCACCAAGAACACGACAGGCAGCAGCAUCAUGGGCAAGAAAGCAAGCGGCGGCGCAGCGCAGAGGACGCACACCAAUCCGAAUGCUACCCAGUUUGAUCUCGGAGAGCUCGGCCAAUCCAUGCCCACCGCGGUGCAGCAUGGCUUUUCCAGCAUGCUUUUCCGCGGACCGCAGCCAAAGCCAAUCACAGGCGGCGGCGAAGUGUCCGAGACAUCAGGCAGCACCGUGCGCAGUAGAAAUAGCGCUGCAGGGGCAGGUGCAAGUGGAAACGGUGGGCAGCGGAAGGGGAAUCAUUGGCUCAAGUCGAUGCAACGAGCCACUGGCCAAGGCGAUGAGGAUGACGAUGAGGAUGACGAUGUGGAUUCUGGCGUAAGUGACGAGGAGGAGGAAGCGAGCCACGGCGUCCAGAGCGGUGUUGCUGCUCAGGGGCAAAAGGAGGCACCCACUGCCGGCGACGCGUCUGCAGUAGCUGGAAUUUCUAAAGGCAAAGGCGCCGCCGUAGGCAAGCAAAGUGCAACCAAAACGGGCAAUAGAUCUCGAAACCAGCAUGAAGCAGCACUGACAGAUCCGAAGAAAGCUGCGCAGUACGAUGUGCAUCGCAACAUUGCGUGCGGUAAGAAAAAGCAGCGAUCCCACAGCAACGGCGGCGCAGACGGCGGUCUCACAGAGAACAAUGCCAGCAUGUUCAAUGUGCUUGCAGGCGGCGCGCACGGCGGGCCAUGUGCUGCGGCAAAUGGCGCGGGGGGCGUCGGCAUCGAAGAGGAGAGUGCAGAUCUGGAUAAGGCCCGUAAAGCGCAGAAUAGAAUCGCGCAGCGCGAGUUCCGCCAGCGCAAGCAGGAGUACAUCCGAGCGCUCGAGUGCCGCGUAGAGCUGCUCUCCACCGAUCACGACACGCAGGUCGACCGCCUGCGCUGGCUGCUCCGCCAGCUGCUGAUUGAGAACAACCAGCUGCGUGCUGUGCUGGGUCUGCUGUCUUCUUUCGUCGGCGAAAAGGGCAUGGGCGGCUUCCUCGGCUCGAACCAGGAUGUCAAGAAGGAGCUCGAAGAGCUGCUCUUAACCACUUCUGAGCGCACCGUCACACAGGCAUGGCACACCUGGCCCGGGCAGAAGGAGAGCGGCGUGCUACGCCAGAUGCGUGUCGAUGCGCACCUCCCGCCUGAGGGCUUGCCGGAAAGCGCAGACCGGUUCGCGCACCAACAGAAGCAAAGGCACCAAGCGAGCGUGAGCCAGAACAAAGCCAGCAGCCUCGCGGACGAGACAAACAAAGGCCAGAAGCGCAAGGCGGGGGAUACCGCCCCUCCGAUCGACAGCUCUUCUGGCGGCGCUGGCUCUGCGGCGGCGGACGGGGACGCAGCCUCCAGCGCACGCAGCGCAAGCACAGGUGCGACGCCUGAGGAAGGAGGCAUGCAGCACCCAAAUGAGCAUAGAGCCCCUUUCGGGGACAGCAUCCUUGCCGGCUCAAGGGUCGUCAGCAGCGGCUUCAAGAAGCCACGCUUCCUGGAAGCGGAUGAUCGGGCACCUGAUGCUCUGCUUAAGGAACCGCCUUCCUCGAGUUCGAACCACAAUCAACUCACGCAGUCGCCCAUAGAAAUUCAGCAACAGCCCCACCAGCAGCAGGGGUUUCGGAUGACAUCCAGCUCCAAUCAUGACCCGAUGACCCUCCCUGCCGGAGCGUCAGCAGCUGCGUUCAUGGAUAUGAUGCGCAACGUGAGCAGCCACUUGGAUGGGUGGCGCCAUCACCAGCAACAAGCGCAGACGUCCGUCACGGGGAAUGGCAGCGGCAUGGAACCUUCUUCGUCCACGUCUGCAUCUGCACCUCUGGCCUCGUCCGCUGCCUCGGCUCUGCGGUCCGCACACCAAGGAGCUGGGCCAUUUCCUCCGUUUGGCCUCCACGGCACGUUCGGCUUGGGAGGGCUCGACAUUUUGCGCGGCAUGCCAUCCGCAAAUGGCGGCAGUGGCGAUGGUAGCAGUGUAGACUUGUUGGUAGGUAAUGCCAACGAGGGCAGUGAGGGCGUGAUGGCAGCUACCUACGGGCCAUCGCUGCAUCAAGCAGGCUUCUCUGCCAUCGGCGAGCUGCCCAUAUCUGGAAGCCUGCAGAACGACUUCAACCUCGGCUUCUGGCAGGAUCAGAAUACCAUCACAAAUGCCUUCGCGGCUGCCGCCUUCCAGGCGAUUGGGCGUAGCCAGCCGAACAGCAACGCUGCGUCGCCGGCGGCUGCGAACAGCACGCAUGAAGCAGCAGCAGCGGCGGCCGCCGCAGGCUCCAGGAUGAGCCCGCUGACGAACAAUACAUACCAGACGAUCCCCGGGAUGCAAGGAGGUCCGGGUCAAGCAGCUUCGCCUUCUACUUCGAGCGGCUCGCCGGCAUCCGCGCAUGUGCGGAAACCAGCCUCAGUGGGCCAUGGCCCCACGCAUCGGAGCCCGAGCAUGGCAGCUGCAGCGGUGGACUCGUCCAUGCAGGGCAGCCGCAGUCGAGCGGACUCUGAUCUUUCCAAGGCAUGCAGCGCGUCUGACUCCGCCACAGGCUCGGUUGCUGCGCCGGGACAGUACAAUUGCGGUCCCAAAUGCCAGGAAGACUGCGCGGACAUACGACACAUGAAGUUCACGUUUGAGCGCAUCAACAAUGCGCGGAAGCGCUUUGGCCGGACGGACCUGCUUCCGCUGUGGACACCACACGAGUGCUCGCACACCGAGUUGAAGCCGGCGGACUUGGAGCGCUUGCGCGAGCUCGAUGCGUCAGGGCGCGACUUCCCUAGCGGCAUGACCAAGACGGAGGAGGAGCUGGAGCGGCUGAAUGAGGCGGCGAUGCUCAGUUGCCACCACCUGGAGAACUUCCGGCGGAAUCCAGCGUACUGCCUGCCGUCGCUUCUGCGGCCAUCGGUCAAGCAGCUCAGCAUCCCGCACGACCCGCUCAUUGACUGCCUCCCGUUCCCCGGCCUGCGCGACUCGCUGAUCACUCAUCCGAGUGAGAUUGACCUGGACGAUGUGUACUUCCACAUGUGCCAGCAGACGGAAGUGCACGACGGCGACAUCAUGGCCGAGGGGACGUGGGAGCUCGGCGUGCCGUUCUUGAUCCGGUACAACCAUCUGAUCGAUGAUCGGACGCUUUCCGUGUGCAACAAGCACCGUGUCGCUCGCGGAGAGCAGCCUAUAUCGCGGGCAGACCUCGUGAGCCUAGCGCGCAACUCUGGCUGAAGCGUCGCCAGGCGUCAAGGGCUUGCGAGCCCUGAGGCACCCAUCGGUUGAGCACUGUCCUCCUGCUUGCUUCGCAGCGAUUCGGUCGCC